AUGUGGCGGCAUCGGGCUGCAUCCACCGUCGCCGUGGGUGCCACACGCCGCGCAUCUCUGUUUUGUGGCGUUGGAGACGCCGCCGGCGGUCGACUUGUUCAUUGUGGAGAAACAUUUAGGGAGGGAGCAGCCGCUGCUGCUUUUCGGUUCUUUGCACCCACCUUGUGUGUGGCACGGCGUGGCGUGAAGUUGUCGAACCCGAGCGGCAAACAGGGGAGUCAACACUACGGUGUCGAACCAAAGAUGGAGGCAGGCAAGGACGUACAACUGAAACACACCGAGAUGUACGACGGGUACACAGAUGACUUUGGUGUGUUUAAGGAGGGCCCCCCCACGACGUUGCGACUGGAAUAUGUGCGCUCUCCGGAACAUGGCUACUCGCAGCAGUUGCUCCAAAAAGACAUUUGGUCACCGUUCCAAGUCAAUGCCAACAUGAUGAUUUACACGCCGUUGUACUAUGACUGGAAAGGGUUUGCGAGUCGCGAUUACUGGGGUCAUCGCAGCGGAACGAAUCCGGGCAGCAAAACUUUAUUGGGUCACUAUCGACGGGUAGAAGAGAGAUCGUGGGGGUACCGCGUCAUGGUGAACCACAAACCACAGAAGCGUGUUCCUAAGUGGCUGGCGUGUGUACUUCAUCUGCCGCGUAAAAAAACCUUUGUAGGAUUCUUCUUGUACGCUAAUGGAGCCUAUGUGGCGGAGCUUCUCACGUACAAGCAGUUACCACGCAUAUGCUACAACAAGCCUUUUCAAGGGUGCAUGCCAACAAUUGGGCAGACGGUGACGUUGAGUGAAGUGACGUAUGGUAAGGAAUUACACUCCGUAGAGAUGUAUCCGGGCCACGGUGGGGUUAUUUGCCGUGCAAGUGGUACGGCGGCGGUGGUGUUGCGCGGUGCUGAGCCAAACCUUGUCCCGCUUUUGCUGCCCUCGAAGGAGGUGCGUCUCUUUGAUAAUGAGUGUCACGCGGUAUUUGGACGGCGGGCGGGGGUGAUGUACCGCUAUCAACGCAACUUUGGUAAACGCAACGUCGAGGAAAACAUGCCACAUCGACCAAAGGUGCAUUCCAAGACAAAGCGCGUCUCGAGUCACCCUGCCGGGGGUGGCAAUGGGGGGUCGGCAAAUCUGCUCGUCCCACUUGACUGGCGUGUUCAUCCACGCAAUUGCGUCAAGACGAAGUACUGGCUCUCCGGUUACAUUCUACGCGGGCGGCAGUACAACAAGAGUCAAACUGUGGCAGAUAUCAAAUCCAAAACAUACAGCUGGGCGAACCGCGAUCCCGUCUAUCGCUAG
Trypanosoma rangeli is the source of this 1287-nucleotide messenger RNA. RefSeq names its product putative ribosomal protein L2. Bases 1 to 1287 code for a protein of 428 amino acids. The transcript has a single exon. The record is from RefSeq and is a predicted model, not a curated record. Lineage: Eukaryota; Euglenozoa; Kinetoplastea; Trypanosomatida; Trypanosomatidae. Gene Ontology annotation, molecular function: structural constituent of ribosome; RNA binding. Gene Ontology annotation, cellular component: ribosome. Gene Ontology annotation, biological process: cytoplasmic translation.